AUGGCUCCAGAGAAUUACCCAAAGCCUCAUAAAGCCACUCAAGGCUACCCAAAGCCUCGUAAAGCCACCCAAGACUACCCAAAGCCUCGUAAAGCCACCCAAGACUACCCAAAGCCUCAUAAAGCCACUCAACGCUACCCAAAGCCUCGUAAAGCCACCCAAGACUACCCAAAGUCUCGUAAAGCCACCCAAGACUACCCAAAGCCUCAUAAAGCCACUCAACGCUACCCAAAGCCUCGUAAAGCCACCCAAGACUACCCAAAGCCUCGUAAAGCCACCCAAGACUACCCAAAGCCUCAUAAAGCCACUCAAGGCUACCCAAAGCCUCAUAAAGCCACUCAAGACUACCCAAAGCUUCAUAAAGCCACCCAAGACUACCCAAAGCCUCAUAAAGCCACUCAAGGCUACCCAAAGCCUCAUAAAGCCACUCAAGGCUACCCAAAGCCUCAUAAAGCCACUCAAGGCUACCCAAAGCCUCAUAAAGCCACCCAAGACUACCCAAAGCCUCAUAAAGCCACCCAAGACUACCCAAAGCCUCAUAAAGCCACCCAAGACUACCCAAAGCCUCAUAAAGCCACUCAAGGCUACCCAAAGCCUCAUAAAGCCCCUCAAGGCUACCCAAAGCCUCAUAAAGCCACUCAACGCUACCCAAAGCCUCAUAAAGCCCCUCAAGGCUACCCAAAGCCUCAUAAAGCCACUCAACGCUACCCAAAGCCUCAUAAAGCCCCUCAAGGCUACCCAAAGCCUCAUAAAGCCACUCAACGCUACCCAAAGCCUCAUAAAGCCACCCAAGACUACCCAAAGCCUCAUAAAGCCACUCAACGCUACCCAAAGCCUCAUAAAGCCCCUCAAGGCUACCCAAAGCCUCAUAAAGCCACUCAACGCUACCCAAAGCCUCAUAAAGCCACCCAAGACUACCCAAAGCCUCAUAAAGCCACCCAAGACUACCCAAAGCCUCAUAAAGCCACUCAAGGCUACCCAAAGCCUCAUAAAGCCCCUCAAGGCUACCCAAAGCCUCAUAAAGCCACUCAACGCUACCCAAAGCCUCACAAAGCCUCCGUAAAAUGA
Molecule: messenger RNA, 1068 nt
Organism: Procambarus clarkii (red swamp crayfish)
Lineage: Eukaryota; Metazoa; Arthropoda; Malacostraca; Decapoda; Cambaridae
Source: RefSeq, a predicted model, not a curated record